UGGGCGAGUUCAUACACAAAUCACGCCGUACACAUUUCAAGUGAAAACACGAUCUGUGUAACUUAGUUUAUAAUGCGGAUGUAUGUUCGUACAUUUUUCUUGUGCAUGGCUAUCGCCCUUCUCUCUUUAAUAUUUGUGUUCAGUAAACACGAUCCAGAAACUUCUCCAGCCGGAUUAAAGGAAGUUAAGAUGCCCGUGGGGAACUUCAACAGAGCAAAAGCAAAACAACGACCCGCGACUGCAGCAGGGUCACACAGAUUCGGGGAUGUUAAACACAAAGUGAAUGCUGCUGGACAGCAUGCGACAACGAUGCACCUUGCAGUGGUGGCCUGCGGACAAAGACGAAGAGAAGCGGUCAACAUGCUCAAGACGGCAGCCAUGCUAAGCAGCCGAGCCAUGAGAUUUCACAUCUUUGCAGAGGAUCAGUUGCACGCUAGCAUUAAGGCAACGUUGGAUUCCUGGCCAGCUUUCAUUUCUUUGAAAUUCAGCUAUGUUGUUCACCCCAUUUCAUUCCCGAAUGACCACCACGAAGAGUGGAGUCAGCUUUUCAAGCCGUGUGCAUCCCAGAGACUCUUCCUACCAAUGAUCCUGAGAAAUGUGGACUCUUUACUGUAUGUGGACACCGAUGUCCUCUUCCUACGGCCUGUAGAGUUCAUCUGGGACAUGUUGGCACGUUUUAACUCCACUCAGUUGGUAGCUAUGGCACCAGAACACGAGGAACCUCGGAUUGCCUGGUACAGUCGCUUUUCCCGUCAUCCGUAUUACGGAAAAACAGGCAUCAACUCAGGCGUAAUGCUGAUGAAUUUGACCCGGAUGCGAAUGGCACAGUUCAAGAAUGACAUGACUUCUGUUGGUCUUCACUGGGAUGAGCUACUUAUGCCUUUACUACAGAAAUAUAAGCUUAAUAUAACCUGGGGUGACCAAGACCUCAUUAACAUCAUCUUUCAUUACAAUCCAGAGAUGCUGUUUGUUUUUCCUUGCCAUUGGAAUUAUCGUCCCGACCACUGCAUCUACGGUAGCAACUGCAUCCCGGCUGAGGAGGAGGGCGUGGUCACCCUACACGGCAACAGAGGAGUGUUUCACAACGACAAACAGCCAGCCUUCAAAGCUGUGUAUCAAGCUUUCAAACAGUACAUAUUUGGAGAGGAUCUUCUGAGGUCAUUCUUGUUACCCCUGGAAAUAGAGCUGAACACAACCACGCACACGUACUGUGGAAAAGUGAGUUCUUUUUUUACCAGAGGGCUCGGAAAGUCUGUCAGGAGGAUUCGGAGAGCGACGGCACCGGGUGGAUAAGAGCGACGCUGAGAAGUGGCUGAAUAAAAGCGGGAAUGAAUUCGCAGAAACUGGAUAAAAGCACCACUGCUGUACCAGUCGUGUCUGGGCAGUCAGAUCUAGGCUUAAAAUCCUGCGGUGCCCCGGGGAGCCAUUUUGCAUUUAAAAUAGGCAUCCAAACACAGCACAGAUGUCUAGGUUGAAACAAGGCAAAAUUUGGGCUGUCUGUGAAAACCUAAUAGACACAUCCUGCAAGAUAUUUUUGCAUAAACGACCAAAUUCAAGUUUAUUUUAUCUAGAUGUGUUUUCCUUAUAGCCAGACUAUACCUGGUUUAUAGUUAACCUAGACAGUGAAAUGAUGGAUAAUGCUUGCUGGGGCAGGUUAACUGGACUAAAGACUGGAUGGUGGCCUUAGUUGAAGUUUUAAUGGGUAAUGUUUACACACAAAGUAAAAAUUAUAUGUGCAUUUCUACUGAUAUGUUUUAAAGUCCCUUACAAAAAAUAACCGUGGUUUUACUACAGUUAAAACCCAAAAACCUGGUUAUUGUAGUAAACCAUGGUUACCACAAAAUGCCCAUAGUUAAACCAUGGUUAGUGUAGUAAAACAAUGGUCUUGCUAAUAGUAAUCAAUACACCAAAAAAAAAACAUGGUUACUACACAAAAAACAUGGUUAAUUUUCGUAAGGGGCGGUAUUUGCUUUAAAUUUAUUUAUACUGUUAAACCGUUAUUGAAUGUUUUGCAGACAUAAAGUGGGACAUACUUGAGAAUGUAAUUAUAUUUCUGUGUAAAAUAUUUUGUUUUUGCCCAAAAAUAAAAAAAUUCUCUCAUUUACUCACCGUUAUGCAUGGAUCCAAUUCCCCGGUCCCUUUUAAAGGUGGGGUGCAUGAUCUCUGAAAGCCAAUGUUGAUACCCCAAUAGAAUCUGGACCUUCUUUUGAUAGACCCGCCCCACACAUAAACAACCCAUGCAAUGAUGUAGGUUAGUAGACACGCCCCUUACUGCUGAUUGGCUACAAGUGUGUUUUGGUACUCGGCCCGACUCCCUUUUCCAAAGUGUUUUUCAAAAAUCAUGCACCCCGCCUUUAACUAAAAAAGAAUGAGCUGUUUUUAUCUACAUACACUGUGGGUCCCCUUACAUGUAAGUCACCAUUUCACACCGCCAUUUUUCUACAGUAGCCCUAAACGGACAAACUACUUUAUAAUGUGCGUUUUGUCACUUUGUUGUCUCAGGCGAUGAGGUUUUUGUCCUGUGGCGGCUACCGUAGCUCUAUGCGUUUCGAAAGGGAGGGGUAAACUGCACUAAGCCGUUGGUUGCAAUUCACAAUCUUACCUCUAGAUGCUUCUUAAAAUCUACAUACUGGACCUUUAAAUGAUGAUAUUCAUGUAAAGUAAAACUAUCUACAUAUUUGACUUCAUGACUUUGUUACUCAUUUACACUUCUUGUGAAGACUUUUUU
This is a messenger RNA of Paramisgurnus dabryanus, 2728 nucleotides long. The record is from RefSeq and is a predicted model, not a curated record. NCBI's taxonomy places the organism in Eukaryota, Metazoa, Chordata, Actinopteri, Cypriniformes, Cobitidae.